Notolabrus celidotus (New Zealand spotty) is the source of this 2490-nucleotide messenger RNA. It is a transcript of the gene sts, whose product is annotated as steroid sulfatase (microsomal), isozyme S. The record is from RefSeq and is a predicted model, not a curated record. Gene Ontology annotation, molecular function: arylsulfatase activity. NCBI's taxonomy places the organism in Eukaryota, Metazoa, Chordata, Actinopteri, Labriformes, Labridae. The coding region runs from base 174 to 1949 and encodes 591 amino acids. The transcript is spliced from 11 exons.
AAGCUCAAAGUCGAAGUAUCUCGAGAUUCUCGUCCUGCAGGUUGACAGUCCCGGAACUUGUCGUGCAGGUGAAGAGCAGGGGUGGAGUCCCAUUAAAAGCUGAAAAACUGGAGCUUCUGCAGUGUUCACAUUCUGGACCCUGAUCCUGUUUUCCUGUGUGGCAGACAGAAUUAAUGUUUUUCUGCUCUGGCAACAUGAAGCCAACACGUUCUCAGUCCUCCCUGCUCUGUCUUCUUCUGCUGCUGCUCCUGGAGGCGAGCCAGGCGUCUCCUCAGGAGAGCAGGAGGCCGAACUUUGUCCUGAUGAUGGUGGACGACCUCGGGAUUGGAGACCUCGGCUGCUACGGCAAUAAAACCCUGAGGACCCCCAAUAUUGACCAGCUGGCGGAGGGAGGGGUGAAGCUGACUCAUCACAUCGCUGCAGCCAGCCUCUGCAGCCCCAGCAGGGCCGCAUUCCUCACCGGACGAUACCCGAUACGAUCAGGAAUUUAUGGAAGCGGGAGAAACUUAGUCUUCAUCCUGAACGCAGCACCUGGAGGUCUGCCCGGCACGGAGGUCACCUUUGCAAAGAUUGCACAGCAGCAGGGCUACGAGACGGCUCUCAUAGGAAAAUGGCACCUCGGUCUGAACUGCCACAGCAGCGACGAUCACUGCCACCAUCCCAACGCUCACGGCUUCAACUACUUCUUCGGCAUCCCUCUCACCAACCUGCGGGACUGCCAGGCGGGUCACAGCACCGUGUUCCAGAUCCAGAAGUAUCUCCCCUUCAGGACGCUGGGUGUUGUCCUCCUCACUGCAGCUUUACUCCAUCUCUGCGGCCUCGUCUCCAUCCGCAGACGCCUCAUCCUGGGUCUGCUGUCUCUGCUGGUCGCGGCUGCGGGACUGUUUGUAGGAUUCGUCACGUUGUUCCCGUACUUCAACUGUAUUCUGAUGAGAGACCACAGAGUCGUGGAGCAGCCGUACGUAUCUGAGAACCUGACGCAGAGGAUGACGAAGGAGGCGGUGGACUUCAUGGAGAGGAACUCAGAGAAGCCCUUCCUGCUGUUCUUCUCCUUCAUCCAGGUGCACACGGCCAUGUUCGCCUCUGCACGGUUCCGAGGAAGCAGCCAACACGGCAUCUAUGGAGAUGCGGUGCAUGAGGUGGACUGGAGCGUAGGUGAGAUCAUGCAGACUCUGGACAGACUCGGUCUGAGGGAGCACACUCUGCUGUACCUGACCUCAGAUCAGGGCGCUCACCUGGAGGAGAUCUCAGCAGGAGGGGAGGUGCACCGAGGCUGGAACGGGAUUUACAAAGCGGGGAAGUCCACAAACUGGGAGGGAGGGAUCCGGGUCCCGGGGAUCCUGCGAUGGCCGGGGAUGCUCCCAGCUGGCAGAGAGGUGGACGAGCCCACCAGCAACAUGGACCUGUUCCCGACGGUGGUGCGGCUGAGCGGAGCAUCGGCUCCGGAAGACAGAGACAUUGACGGUCAUGACCUCAUGGAUCUACUUCAGGGGAGAGCUGAGAGGUCAAAGCAUGAGUUUCUGUUCCAUUACUGCAGCAGCAGCCUGAACGCUGUCAGAUGGCAUCCACCGAACAGUACCUCGGUGUGGAAAGCGUUUUACUUCACGCCAAACUUCUACCCAGAGAACGAAACCUCCUGCUCCCACACUCACAUCUGCUUCUGCGGACCGGGCUACGUGACCUACCACGAUCCUCCUCUGCUCUUCGACCUCUCCAGAGACCCCUCAGAGACCACGCCACUGACUCCAGACACCGAGCCCGCCUUCAGCUCCGUACUGGCCGUGAUGAACGAGGCCGCGGAGGCGCAUCAGAGGUCAGUGACGCCCGGGGAGAGUCAGCUGACCGUGGGGGGCGUGGUGUGGAGGCCGUGGAUGCAGCCCUGCUGCUCCACCUUCUCUCAGCUCUGUCAGUGUCAGCAAGACGAGCAGGACGAGAAGACUCGGUGGUAAAACCUCCUCAUGUGACUGUGAAUAAUGACCGUAGUUAAGUGUUCCAGGUUUCCAGACUCACGGCUGAAUUUUCCAACAAGACGACAAGUCGUAAACAGGAGCGGUGAAUCUCUGGCCCCUGAGUGGAAGCAGUAACUGAAGGGAAGCCUUAACAAAGCCUCGUUAGCAGAAGCAGCAGGUGGGAUUACAUUAGAGCAGCAGGGAGCGCUGCAGGAGACAUCUGUGUGUGUUUGUGGUUCACAUCAGGAGUCUGUUUCAGGUGUUUAUGUGUAAAUUAUGUUUUGAUGUCAUGUGAUCACUGUGGUGUACUCAGGUGGGUGCUAUCAUGCCCUCUUGGAUUCCACUGUAGUGGGUGAAACAUUGAAAUGGCCUUCUUGGGCGACCUUUCAGAGGUAAAUGCAUGAAAAGUGUCCUCUAGAUGCCCCACACAAAAAAGUCCCCUCUGAAGGCCCCUUUCUGGUUUUCACCCAUGCCCCUCAAACAGCCUGAGUACGCCACUGUGUGAUUAGAAUACCUGAGAUUAAAAACACUCCUCACCUUC